This is a messenger RNA of Acanthamoeba castellanii str. Neff, 453 nucleotides long. RefSeq lists its product as uncharacterized. Bases 1 to 453 code for a protein of 150 amino acids. The record is from RefSeq and is a predicted model, not a curated record. The transcript has 4 exons. Gene Ontology annotation, biological process: thiamine metabolic process. Gene Ontology annotation, molecular function: ribonucleoside triphosphate phosphatase activity. NCBI's taxonomy places the organism in Eukaryota, Discosea, Longamoebia, Acanthamoebidae.
AUGAAGGUGGUGGUCGGGUCCGCAAGUGCCAUAAAGCUGGCGGCUCUGCAGAAGGUGUACCCUGACGCCUCAGUCAGCGGUGUGGAGGUGGUGUCAGCAGUACCACCCCAGCCCGUGGGCCGCCCUCAAACGGAAGAAGGGGCUCGGCACAGAGCGGUGGAGGCGCACAAGGCCAAGCCCGGUAUUGAGAAUGGGAUGUACCAAGUCGAGCACGAGGGACAGCUCAAGUGGGUGGAUGCGGCCUGCAUCGUCGUCAUCUGCAAGAAGGAGGGCGGAAAUGUCGAAUCUGUCGUCUGGAGCGAUGAGAUAGACAUACCCGCCGAUUUCCCUAAGGGGCCAGAGGGCGAAUGGUCCGUGCUGAAGGAUCCCCAUAAUGAGAUCACUCAAGGCAAGAGACCGCGAGCGUCGUUCAUUUCCGAUGCUUUGCUUGCUUGGAAGAAUGAAGAGGCGUGA